UCUCAGGGGGCUGGGAUAAGAGCGUCGUGUGCUACAGGGCUUCAUGUGGGUUUGCUCUUACUUCACUCUCUGACAGAAAUUUGAAGCAAAGCUUAUGCCAGAAGAAUGCUUUUCCCCUUUGGAUCUGUUUAAUAAAAUACAAGAACAAAAUGAAGAACUUGGAUUGAUCAUCGAUUUAACAUAUACUCAGCGCUAUUAUAAAGUAGAGGACUUGCCAGAAACUAUUUCUUACAUAAAAAUAUUUACAGUUGGUCAUCAGAUACCUGAUAAUGACACUAUCUUUCAAUUCAAAUGUGCAGUUAAAGAAUUUUUAAAGAAAAAUAAAAACAAUGACAAACUUAUUGGUGUCCACUGCACCCAUGGCUUAAAUAGGACUGGCUACCUCAUUUGCAGAUAUUUGAUUGAUGUAGAAGGCAUGAGGCCAGAUGAUGCAAUUGAAUUGUUCAACAGCUGCCGGGGGCACUNCAUAGAAAGGCAGAACUACAUUGAAAACCUGCAGAAACGUCAUGUCAGAAAGAACCGGAAUGUUAGUGCACCUAGGACAGAUGGCCUUGAAGACUCAGCAGAUCCUAUGGAGCAAGUCCACACCACCAACAAACCUGUGAAAAAAAGGCCUAGGAAGAACCGGCAUGGUGGUCAUCUGGCAUCUUCCCAGCAUUUCCAGCACCAGACCCAGAGCUCACCGUACUCAUUCAGGUACCUGUGCUGCUCCCGUUCCUAGAACUGAGGUGGAAACUGUAUGUUAAGCCAAGGGAAAGUCCGUUGUGAUGAUGACCAGCAGUUGGUACUUCCUUCCUGACCAGGGUCAGUCAUGCUGCUUAGCAAAUCAAACACUGGAUGGGGAAUGUGUAGCUCUUCAGACACAGCUAAGGAUAGGAAAUGUUACUUUAUUUAUUAUUUUAUUUAUCUAUUUAUUUUAGUUAGCUNAAUCUAAGAGGAGUUAGAUAGGUCUACUAGAAGAUAAAAUCUGCGUUCUUGGGACGAAACCUAAGAUUCUAUCUCUGAGGUCUAUCCCUGCGCUUUAAGACUCUAGUUUUUGGAAUAAGGAAGGCUGCCAUUUAAAGAACAAAUACAAAGCCAGGCAGGGUAGUGUGCCUGUGCUCCCAGCACUGGGAUAUAGAGACAGGAGGACCAGGAGUCCAUCCUUGGCUAUGGAGUGAGCUCCACGUCAGCAUAGACUACAUGAGACUCUGUCUCAGAGAGAGAGAGAGGGCUGAGGGGAACAGAGUAGAAGUCCUAAGAGAGACAUUUACACAUGAUUUGAGCAGAUUAAGUUAUAAAAGAAUUUCAGUUGGGAAAUGGGAAAAUUCUCUGUUCAGUCAAAAUUGUCUGUUAGAAUUCUCUAGAGGAGAGAGGGUGGGCAGGUAGAUGAGAUGGGCCUUUAAUAGAGUGAGCCUGGUGAUUCUCUCUAGGAGUCAGGAAAGGCCAGAGAAGCCUUGGAUAGGAGUGGGAGGGCAGGGGAGAGGGCAGACUCGCCUGUGCUGUUCUUUGUACUGGGACUGUUGUCCCGAUAGGUGAUCUGUGCCCGCCCACAUGCAAGCAGGCCUUCUUUAUUCUAGGCCUUCUUUAGUCACUCUGCUNUUCAUGCUGCAGUCGUUUUUGGAAAUGCUCUUGUUGACAGAUGCAGAAAUAAAGCCUCAUGAGCUCUGUAGCUGUUCCUUUCUAGUCAAGAUGCUACAUAAAAUUAGCAACCAGCUUGCAAAAUGUUUUGGCUGUUAAUUUAGCUUAAGUUUUUAUGAGCAUUUGAGGGUUGUACCAGUCAGGCUGGGUUUGAAUUUGUCUCCUUACUCUGCCAUUCACACUAUGUGCAAUCUUGGGUGAGACCACAUCUCUAAUUUCCAUUCUCUGAGCUGGAGAUUUUCCUCUCUUCUCUUCUCUUCUCUUCUCUUCUCUUCUCUUCU
This is a messenger RNA of Mus caroli (Ryukyu mouse), 1901 nucleotides long. The record is from RefSeq and is a predicted model, not a curated record. Lineage: Eukaryota; Metazoa; Chordata; Mammalia; Rodentia; Muridae.